GGAGAAUGCAGCAUAGGCAUCGAACUCAAACAUUAUCGGUGGACAGAAACACCACUGAACGAGGUUGCUUGCUCCGACGCCGAAAUGAAAGCCCCUUCCUCUCUUUUCCUCAAAGGCCACGUUCUCCCUUCUUCCAUUUUUCUCCUCAGAAACUCCAAAGUUAUUUUCAAUUGGGUACAUAAUACAGGAACACCCAAUGUGAAAAUGCACCCCAUCUGGUGCUUAUGUAAAGCCAUUCAAACUAAUUCAUAUGAAAUUUCCAAUGGAAGCUAUCAUCCCACUGUGCAACAAACAACAGAAAAGAAGACAAUGGAAAAGCUAUCCAGGAAAGUUGAAUCUAUUGGGGCAUUUCAAAAGUUGCCCAUAGUGAUGCCAUCUAUUGACAUUAUUGGCUCUGCACUCAGAAAGGCGAGGAAGGUUUCUCCAACGAAAGGAAUUGCCAACAUUGCGAAAAGGGAGAAAAAUAAGGGUGCAAAGCAACUUGAUGCGUUGAUGAAAGAAAUUGCUGUUCCCUUGAGGACGUAUGUGGAGAAUUUUCCUAACAAAAUGCAUCUUCAUCCUUAUGAGAGAUCUCUUAUUGAGCUGACACUUGGAGAUGGAUACUACGAAAUGGUGCUACGAAAGGUAGACAGUUUAAGGAAGAGGGUAGUAUCUGUUGGAAAGGAACAUGCUUCACUUUGCGCUAAGUCUUCAUCAAAGCGAGAAGCAGAGGAAAGGCUGAAUGAGGGGCUUAAGAAAAUUGAAGAGAUUUUUGCUCAAGAACGAAAAGUUGUUGAUGAUUUGUUAGGCAUAGCCAAGACUCUCAGGGCAAUGCCUGUAAUUAAUUUGGAAACACCAACUCUCUGCCUUGUUGGAGCUCCUAAUGUAGGCAAAUCUUCUUUGGUCCAUGUACUCUCUACUGGCAAGCCUGAGAUUUGUAACUAUCCCUUCACAACAAGAGGAAUUCUUAUGGGUCAUAUUAUUUUAAACUUUCAGAAGUUUCAGGUAACAGAUACUCCGGGCCUGCUAAGGAGACAUGAUGAGGACAGGAAUAAUUUGGAAAAGUUGACUCUGGCUGUCCUUUCGCACCUGCCGACAGCAGUUUUGUAUGUCCAUGACCUUUCUGGGGAGUGUGGCACCUCACCUUCUGAUCAGUUUUCAAUAUACAAAGAACUCAGAGAAAGGUUCAAUGGACAUUUAUGGCUUGAUGUCGUGUCAAAAUCUGAUUUGUUGAAGACGUCUCCUGUAGUCUAUGCAACAGACGAGCCUCAUCCCUCCCAACUCGAGCUUGAAAAGUACCGGAAAUCAGGUCCCAAUGGAGCUAUUAACGUAUCUGUCAAAACACAAGGAGGGCUACAUGAGCUAAAGCAGAGAGUGCAUGAACUGCUUAAUUUGCAGAUGGCCAAGAUAAAUGAUAUAAGCAACAACCAGGAGAAGUGAAAGGUGUCACUCCACUAAGGGUUGAUAUCAAACUUGUGAAGAAACUUCCUGAUCAAAUAGGGAAGUCUGAAACCUUCAUGAGCCAGAAGCUUAUCUUUGUAAAAUAUGUUAGCAGCUCUGUGGCCAGCCUCCAAGCAGGAAAAGAAGCAAAGGCUUCUUAAUUAAUACCUUCAAGCAAUUAAGCAUUGGUAGGUUGAGCAUACGAAACUUCCAGAAAAUGUUCAGUCACUUUUAGCUUUGUUGAGGAGAUCAUGUUCCACCCGUAUUGGGCCUUCUUGAAGAAACAAUAAAUGCUUGUUUAUCAACUUUUCAGUUCAUUGAUUGUCAUUGGCUUCAAUCAUGUGUCUUAACUUCUUAAGUCCAUUGUCAGAAGUCUUCAUAAAUUGGUUAAUGUUAAGAUCUGAAUUGAUAUUGAGAUAUAAUGUAUUGAUAUAUUAGAUAUGUUCAUAA
Glycine soja is the source of this 1869-nucleotide messenger RNA. RefSeq names its product nucleolar GTP-binding protein 1. Gene Ontology annotation, biological process: ribosomal large subunit biogenesis. Gene Ontology annotation, molecular function: GTP binding; RNA binding; GTPase activity. The transcript has 14 exons. The record is from RefSeq and is a predicted model, not a curated record. Gene Ontology annotation, cellular component: nucleolus. The coding region runs from base 85 to 1419 and encodes 444 amino acids. NCBI's taxonomy places the organism in Eukaryota, Viridiplantae, Streptophyta, Magnoliopsida, Fabales, Fabaceae.